This is a messenger RNA of Labrus mixtus (cuckoo wrasse), 2630 nucleotides long. Its product is annotated as ATP-sensitive inward rectifier potassium channel 1-like. NCBI's taxonomy places the organism in Eukaryota, Metazoa, Chordata, Actinopteri, Labriformes, Labridae. Gene Ontology annotation, molecular function: ATP-activated inward rectifier potassium channel activity. Gene Ontology annotation, biological process: potassium ion import across plasma membrane; regulation of monoatomic ion transmembrane transport. Gene Ontology annotation, cellular component: plasma membrane. The record is from RefSeq and is a predicted model, not a curated record. The coding region runs from base 810 to 1973 and encodes 387 amino acids. The transcript has 2 exons.
GACCCACUUUUGGGGCCCUGACCCACCAGUUGAGAACUACUGCUCUAGUAGCCUGUAACCUUGACAUUCUUGCAUGGCCUCUUCAGUUUAAAUGAUACAAACUACAUCUUGAAGCAUCUCCUGUUCCCUUACAGUUAAGUUCAUCUGCAUCCAUCACUGAGGAGCUUUUCAAGUCUGUUCUCGUUGAAUUUCAGUCGAUGGAAUUAAACUCCACAAAUAUGAAAAUAUUCCUCCUACAGGGUGAAUUAUACAGCGAGGAAACUUUGUCCCCCCCGCAGCUUUUCAUUUUGAUGCAAAUGUGAGGCAGCCCUACAGGUUUUCGAGGUGAAGAGGGGGAAGGGGGCCGGGGGGGGAAAUGCAAUUGAGGGAAUUCUUUGUGAGGCCUGACGCAAAUCCCAAAUGUUCUCAGGGCUUGAAAACAAAAAACAGCGAGGGUGCUGCACAGGCCACGUUGGGCCCCUUCAAUGGAUGCACCUCCUGCAAAACCAAAAGGAAAUUCCCCUCCCUCCUCACACUCCUGAGAUCUUUCUCUUAUCGUGAGCCCCGGUGCUGUACCAGUUUCGUCAUUGCACUUGUUGUCGGCGUGGUGAUGAAGGGAGUCGCCCUGCCAAUCAAAAGGGGAACUGACGCCCACUGGGAGCUCGGCGUCCGGGGCUCCUCUGUGUGUUUGCAGCCAGUGUACAUGGUGGCAUGUGGCUGGGAUUAGGAAAUUUCACUGUGGAUUAAAAUCUUUCCAACGUCUCCAUGGCCACGGGCGGAGAGAAAGGAGUGUGAAGUUCCAGCGGAGAUCCAGUGAGCACUCUGGACCCAUGGUCUCACAGAGCAGGAUGUUCCAGCUGCUCCAGGGUCACAUCCAGCCGGCUGGACUCCGAAGUCGCAAGAACCGCCUGGUCACCAAAGACGGGCGAUGCAACAUCGAGUUCGGAAGCGCCGACAGCAACCACUACGCGUACCUGGUGGACUUCUGGACCACCUUUGUGGAGAUCCGCUGGCGCUUUGUCCUCCUUCUCUUUGUGGCCGCGUUCACCGGCAGCUGGUUCUUUUUCAGUCUGUUGUGGUACUGGAUCGCAAAGAGCAACGGGGAUCUGACCGGGCAGAACCGAACGGACGGACACGUCAGGUGUAUAGAAAACGUGCACGGACUCACGACGGCGUUCCUCUACUCUUUGGAGACGCAGACCACCAUCGGGUACGGCGGCAGAGCGCUGACGGGGCACUGUGCCGGCACCGUGGCUCUGAUCAUGAUCCAGUCUCUGAUCGGGGUCUUUAUUAAUUGUUUCAUGUGCGGGGUCAUCUUAGCGAAGAUCUCCUUACCCAAGAGGAGGGGAAAGACGGUGACCUUCAGUGACACGGCCGUCAUCUGCCUGAAGAAAGGAAGUCUCUGUCUUCUGAUCCGAGUCGCCAACCUCAGGAAGACUUUACUAAUCGGCAGCCAGAUCUACGGCAAGCUGCUGAGGACAACAGUAUCUCCAGACGGAGAGACAAACAUUCUGGACCAGGUGGAUAUCGACUUCAUGGUGGACGCCGGAAAGGACAACCUGUUUUUUGUUUGUCCUCUCACCCUCUACCACGUCAUCAACAAAUCGAGCCCGUUCUACGAGCUCUCGGCCGACUCGCUCCCCCUGCAGGAUUUCGAGUUGGUGGUCUUUCUGGACGGGACGGCAGAGACCACCAGCUCCGCCUGCCAGGUCCGGACCUCUUACAUCCCGCAGGAGAUCCAGUGGGGGUACAGCUUCCUGCCGAUCAUCUCCCGCACAAAUACGGGAAAGUACCGCGUGGACUUCUCCAACUUUUCCAAGAGCAUACAGGUCACCGCGCCUCACUGCGUCCAGUGCUUUGAGACGGACGCCGACCAGAAGAACCACAACAGCCACAACGGGGAGAAUCACAACAACCAGGAGAAGCGGGGGGUCGACAACCUGGGGUUCCAGGUGAUUGACAUGCACGACUCAGUGGACGUUACUAAGAUGUGAGCGAUGAUGAAAAGGCUGAUGGUAGAGCAAAGAGACGCUGGAUGUUGGAGAGAAAGGCUACGUUCACACUGCAGACCCAACCCUGUCUCCAAGAAAUAAAGAUAUACAUUAUGACCACUCACAGGUGAAUAGCACUGAUCAUCUCGUUACAGUGGCACCUGUCAGUGGGUGAGAUACGUUCAGCAGCAGGUAAAUAUUUAGUCCUCAAAGUGUGUUGGUAGCAGCAAAAAUGGGCAAAGGGUAAGAAUGUGAGCGACCAUGUCAUGGGGCCAAAUUGUGAUGGUUUGACGACUUGAUCAGAGCAUCUCAAAUCUGCAGCUCCUUUGGGCUGGUCCUGGCAUUUUGAGGUCAGAAUGAAAGUGGCCAAAUGAAGGAAAGGCAGUCGAACCACCGACAGGCUCAAGAGCAGUUAAGGCUCAUGAUGGAACCUACAAUUCUACAAUUCACUUAGCAGACUCUUUUAUCCAAAGCGACGUACAUCAGAGAGUAAGAACAACACAAGCAAGGAUCUAGAAAAAAGGGAACAAUGUCAGUAAGAGCAAACGAUCAGCUUUGAGUCUGAUUGGACACACAGGUGCUGACAGGAAGUGACCAGAGGCAAAGCACAACAUUGAGGGCAGUUCUUGAGAGCUCUAAUCAGUAUAGAAACCAUCUUAU